AUGAAUGAGGAAUCAUCCACCAUCAUCUCAACAUCCUCGUCGCUUACUGAGGAUAAUUAUGAAUCAGAUCCUGGGUCUUGUGUCGGUAACGAACGAGAUCCCGGUGAUGGAUACAACGUACUUGACGAAGAAGACGGAAACGAGCAUACUGACAUCGCCGAAAAUUACAGUGACGACCAACACUCGGUCUGUAGCAACUGCAACCCCUCCCCUGAAGAAAUGGACCAGUAUUCUGCCUCUGGAGAUGAUUCGGAUCUCGAAGAAGAAUACGGCACUGCAGAAGGUUACAACGACGGUUACAUGUCAGACGAUCAGGCUGAAUACGGUGAAGAAGACACUUACGAGAGAUCGUAUCCCGAAGUCUUCAUUGCUCUCCAAUUCUCCAAAAGCGUGUCCCCGCCCAAAACUCCUUACUCGGCAUCGUCUCUGCCUGCGCCUCCACUUGACAAAAACUUGUUCUGUCAUUGCCAGCCCAAGCCAACGUCAGCCAACCCUCACCAACUCCAUUCAAGAGUCGAGUCUUGUGUUGUCGCUAUCGUUGGCUAUCUCUUCUGUAUCUUGGUUUUGUCUGUCAGAUGUACAGUGUUGGUACAGAAUCAGAACAAAGAAAAGGGCAUGUUCAACGUACCUCGGUCUAUCUGUUUUCCUACAUUCCCUUGUGCUUUGUGUUUGUCAUCCUCCAACAAUUCGCUCAUUUCGCCGUCACGUCAUCCCAAGAUCCUCGUGGACGAAACAAUGAGUACGAAUACAACAGGAAGCAAGAAGAACCGACCUGCUUACUUGCUGCUGAGUAAAAUUGCGGUGUACGGCCUUGUUUUAGUCCAGAUCUGGUGCAUUUCCAGCAUCUGCAACGCCGGCGAUUCCACCAGUGCAUUGUUAUACAACCUACAUAAACAAACGGUCGUCGAGGUCAAUCAACACGAACAUAAUCAUAAAGUUGACAAACUAGAUUUACUCACCAGGUUUUGCUGGUCAGAUCCAGCCACCCCCCUUCGUUUCACUCCUCGUCUCUCGUCAUUAGGCGACCUAGGGAAGUACGACGACAUCACAAAGAUGACCGCCGUCGACGAUCUCACGAAGAGAAUCGCCCAAAGGAGUCACACGAAGUGA
Messenger RNA from Marasmius oreades (fairy-ring Marasmius), 1110 nucleotides. RefSeq lists its product as uncharacterized. Bases 1 to 1110 code for a protein of 369 amino acids. The transcript has 2 exons. The record is from RefSeq and is a predicted model, not a curated record. Lineage: Eukaryota; Fungi; Basidiomycota; Agaricomycetes; Agaricales; Marasmiaceae.